AUGAUCAUCUCCGGCGGCCCCGGCAGCGGCAAGGGCACGCAGUGCGACCUGCUCGUGACCAAGUACGGCGUCAAGCACAUCUCGACGGGCGACGCGCUGCGGCACCACGUGAAGACGGGCACGGACCUCGGCAAGGAGGCCAAGGCCUACAUGGAGCGCGGCGACCUCGUGCCGGACAGCCUCGUCAUCGGCAUCUGCAAGGCGGAGAUGGAGACGAGCGAGGCCAAGACCAACGGCUGGCUCCUCGACGGCAUGCCGCGCACCAAGGCCCAGUGCGACGCCCUCGAGACCAUGGGCCUCGUGCCCAACCUCUUCCUCCGCCUCGACGUGCCCGACGAGGUCAUGAUGGAGCGCGCGUGCGGCCGACGACAGGACCCCGUCACGCGCCAGAUCUACCACAUCAAGUACAAGAAGGCCCCGACGGAGGAGAUCGAGAAGCGCCUCAUCAUCCGCUCCGACGACACCGUCGAGAAGAUGACGAACCGCAUCGCGCAGUACCACAAGAACAUGUCCGCCGUCUCCGGCUCCUACACGGAGAAGCUCGUCGUCGUCGACGGCAACAGGAAGCCCACGGACGUCUUCCCGGUGGUCUGCGACGCCAUCGACAAGGCGCUGGCCAAGUAG
Messenger RNA from Aureococcus anophagefferens, 624 nucleotides. RefSeq lists its product as hypothetical. Gene Ontology annotation, biological process: nucleoside triphosphate biosynthetic process. Gene Ontology annotation, molecular function: nucleoside diphosphate kinase activity; AMP kinase activity; ATP binding. The record is from RefSeq and is a predicted model, not a curated record. Lineage: Eukaryota; Pelagophyceae; Pelagomonadales; Pelagomonadaceae. The coding region runs from base 1 to 624 and encodes 207 amino acids. The transcript has a single exon. Gene Ontology annotation, cellular component: cytoplasm.